CCUACAACUCAGCAAUUGAUCUAUUCUUAGCCAAACACUGUUGACUCAAACAGCCAAAAAAUCUAGCUUUCAAACUCAAACUUAUCAUUUUAACUAAACUUAUCAUUGCACCAGAUGCCAUAAAAGGCCACCCUCCAAUCAAAUAAGAAGUGUUUUUUUAGGUUCCCCAUAUAAACAUAUACAUAUAUCAGUCUAUAUAUAUCCAGAACAAUCCAGCUAGAAUGAAGAACUGACUUUCUCCCUCAAAGAACCUAAUGGAGUUUUGAAUUUGGAAGUGUUUGAUAAAGACCUCUUGAAGACAGAUGACAAAAUGGGACAUGCACAACUCAGCCUUCAACCACUUGUCUCUGCUGCUAGACUCAGGCAGAUUCUGCAGAACUUCAAUGGCGAGACGGUGUUAAGGAAGGUUGUCCCAGAUAGUGACAACUGUUUGGUCAGAGAAAGCUCCAUCACUUGUGUCAAUGUUUGAUGCUGCAAAAUUAAGAAAGCUAAGACCAAGUUUCAAGCAGAACGAGGGCUCUGUUACUGCUGGCAAUGCUUCAAUCAUAAGGAUGGAAGGAGCAAUGUGCCAAGUACUCUCCUUACUCCACAUACUUUGAGGGCAGACUCAGCUCUGCCAUGCCCAACUCUGUGUACAACCAAAGUAACAACUCAGAAAAUGGAAACCAUUCGGUAGUUGGACAAACUGCAGUUAUUUUCUAUUUUAUUUUCUUUAUUUCUUGCUUUUUAUUUGCAUGCACUUGCAGUUGCCUGUAGAAGAGAGGGUGGGGAGUCUGUAGUGCAUUUAGAAUUAUUUCAUUGGAUAUUCAAGAAUGACUGCUGAACUGUUGCCAACAGUUAUAACAUCCAUACAAAAAAGGAUUGAAGUCGGUUUCCCUUUCAUAAAUGACCAGACAGGUCUACUGUUGUUUGACAGCAGCUUUCACUAUCUCACCAUCCUCAACGCAUGUUAAAGAAGUGCUUCUUAAAGAGAUGAAUGAAGGUUUUAUUGAGGCUGAAAAGAAGCCAGGUGUUCUUCUUACUUUGUUUCAUUACUUGGAAAAUGUAAACAAUCACACAGUAUGCUUAGAGGCUCUCCAGGUGAGAGCUGCAUCAGUAACAUGUUUUACGGGCAUAACUUCCUCUGUAUUCUUCUCUCUUGCGAAGGAGAAACAGGAUUUCAUUCUUUCUGCUGCGAUUAAUGCAGCCAAACAAGACGAAGUGCCUUCAGUUAGAUCAGCUUCUUGUCGAGCCAUUGGUGUCAUUUCAUGUUUUCUUGAAGUUUUCCAGAGUGCAGAGAUCCUGAACAAAUUGAUUCAUGCAGUGGAGAUUAAUACCCGCGACCCCUCAAUAUCGGUGCGAAUAACUGCUUCUUGGGCUUUGGCAAACAUAUGUGAUUCUAUCCGGCACUGUAUUGAUACUCUUGCUUUGGAAGGCUCGACAGGAUCAAAGAAUCAGAAAGAAAAAAACAUAUAAAACUCUGCAGCAAUCUUGUUAUUCACUUUAAAGUUAAGACUUCCGGCAACAACACCUCUGGCACUCUACAGAUU
Messenger RNA from Humulus lupulus (European hop), 1529 nucleotides. RefSeq lists its product as uncharacterized. Bases 886 to 1455 code for a protein of 189 amino acids. The transcript has 12 exons. Lineage: Eukaryota; Viridiplantae; Streptophyta; Magnoliopsida; Rosales; Cannabaceae. The record is from RefSeq and is a predicted model, not a curated record.